GGAGGCCCAAUGGAGACGACGGACUGCAUCAUGAAACUUACAAUGGGGAUUCUGUACAGAAAGAGUGACACCUUUUCAGAAGCAUGUCACUUCCUCUCAGUUCCUGCGGCUGGGAACUUGCUGGACGUCUGAAUCUUCUGCUGACAGAAGCAGAAAUGAUAUGGCUCACUUGGAGGGCAAUCCGACUACAGAGACUUUCCUGGCUGUUGCAGUGGCCUCUGAAUAAAGUUACUUUUGAUAAAGAGGCUUCUUCCAUGGCAUGAAUCCUCAUUUGCUUCCAGGAUCCAAAGCUUAAAGAAGAAAAAGCCUGAGGAUCAGGACACUUAAAGGAGUAAAGAAGUGAUUUGAGUUCCUGUGAGGAACAGAAUUAUCUACUUACAUUUAUACAGUGCUGUUUUAGAAAACUAGCCUCUAACCAAGAAUAAAAAUUGUUGUCAGAAUAAUAUGCGAACAGAUCAUGAAGAACUCUGUGGCACCAGUUAUGGACCUUUUUGCCUAAAUGGCGGGAUUUGUUAUAUGAUCCCUACUGUAUCCAGUCCAUUUUGCAGGUGUAUUGAGAACUAUACAGGAGCCCGUUGUGAAGAAGUUUUGCUACCUAGUCUCAAGACCCAAAUUAAAAGUGAACCGUUUGCAGCUUUCUUGGCUUCGGUUGUUGUUCUAGGAAUUCUUGUAAUUGGAACAUUCUACUUCCUUUGCAGAGUCAAGAUGGUGAGGUAUUCACUGAGCUCUUCAAAAGAAGGAAGGUCCACAUUCGAAGGGCCAGCUCAACAGAGCGUGGUGUCAGCCUGGUUGAGACUACCAGCAGCAAUGGCUGCAACAAGAUAACAGAAUAAAGCAAUAAAACAGGAACUAUGGGAGAACAACAUGCAGAGGAACCAUAACAACAGAACAGGCGCUGUGGAGGGUCUGGUAACCAGGAUGAACAAAGAAGAAAUUAGAAACAAAUAAAUCGGCUAAUGUACUGGGAGAAGAUGGCACAUAGAUCAUAAUAGGGAAAAAUAGUUACAUUUAUCAGAGUGCCUGAUUAUUUUCAAAGAAGGGAAGUCACAUUGUAGAGAAAUCAUUAGAACCAUUUUUGAAUCUUCUGUGAGCUUUCCCCUGACAAAUGUAUUGCAGACUCUCUACAGCCAAGUAGUUCUAUCUGGGAGUUCUUUCUUUUUCCAAUGCAAAGACAGGGAGCAUGAGAAUCUUUGAGGUAUUUCACCAUGUAAAGAGUAUAUCAUUUUAGAGGUUUUCACGAGAUCGUCCCCUUCUCAUAGGAAAGUCUGGAAGCAGCACAAAGAGGUCAAGGGAUUCUCUCAAUCCAGUGGUUUCAAAACAUAUCUGGGAUAUAUGUUCAGAAUUUGGCUGACUUCAGACAUACUCAUCAGAUGUGGAUAAAAGGGCCUCUCCCUCCACUUUCUCUCCAGCUGAUAUAAGACCUACAUUUUUGUUUUAAAUAGUGAUUCAAUGGUUCCUCACACGGUCUUGAAACAUCACCUUGUUGGCCAGCCUCCUAGCUAAGAGACUUCAACUUGAAGUAAAACAGUGUUAAAAUGAGGAAAUUCAUAACAGUUAAAGAAAAUCUACUGGGCAGAGUAAUUACCCUGUGCUUGGUAUAUGCUCCUAACACUGGACAAAGAGCCUUUCCCAAUGCUAUUCUUCCUGUCCUGACAUUUUCUUCCGAGGAUCUCAUUGUUGAGGGAGAUUUAAAUCUCACCUCAAAUCCUACAGUUGAUAGAUCAGACAGUGGAAAGGAGGAACCCAAUUCCCCUGGCUCAUAUUUGAAACAAAAUCUUUCCCAGCUCAGUCUACUGGAUUCAUGGAAGAAUGUGAAGCCAUUUGUGAGGGAUUAUUUGUUUUAUUCAUAUCCCCAUUUGCUGUUCAUGCAAAUAGAUUAUAUAUCUUUGUCUGCUUGCUUAAAGGAUUUUCUAACUGAGGCAAAGAGAGGUGAAUUUACAUGGUCAGUCCCUCUUCCUAUCAUGACAACACUUAAAGAUUUGUUUGGUUGUAGGAGGCAUAGCAACUGGGACCUGAAUAAUCCAUUAUUUGAAAACUUUAUAGUAUUGAAUGAUGUAAUUAGCAAAACCAAAAUUUCUUUCAAUAAUGAUAAAAAUGGAAACAUAUGUACCAAUACACUAUGGAAGGUUUAUAAGGCAGUAUUGAGGGGGAAAUUAAUUGAGAUAUUCUCUAGAAUUAAAAGGGGAAAAAAUACAGAAGACAAGUUUCUUCACUCUGAAAUAAAAAAAUUAGGGAAGUUGCACAAAAAGACAGAUGCAAGGAAAACGCUGGCUAAACCUCCCUUCCUUAGAGGACAGCUCUCUGUUCUGUGGCCAGAAAAAAGAGACUGUGUUGUAUAUCAGUUUAAACAAAAGUACAAUGGGAUGGGAAAUAAGGGCCAUAACAAUUCAGCAUAUAGGCUAAGACAGGAAAAAGAAAAAAAUACUAUGAUUGGUAUCAGAGAACACAACAGUGAGAUGCACCAUCAUACAAGUUCUUACACUGGAAAAUCUGGGCUCCCAGUUAUACCUGAACAUCUACAGAAAGAAUCUGAGGAAGUCAAAUCAGUCAUUAAAAAUAUGCUCUCAAGUAAAGCACCUGGUAUGGAAAGGUUCUCAAUUGAACUGUACAAGUCUUUGACUUAUCAGUUUUCCCCCAAACGUCUAAGUAAUUUUCAGGUCUUCAAAACAUUAGCAGAUAUGAAGAAAUCAAUCAAUAUUGCUGUGAUUUUAAAGGCCAAAAGAUAUAAGAUUGAAUGUACUUCACAUAUGCACAUCUCAUUGUCAAAUAUAGAAUUUAAGAGUUUUGCAAAGGUGUUGACAGAAUCAUUUACACUUAAAAUAACUAGUAUAUAUCAAAUGGGAUUUAAUCAGGGAAGCCAGCUAUUAGAUAACAUUCGUAGGUUACAGGUUGUGAUCCAUUCAAGCCUAUCAAAGGUAAGGAGGUCAGGUAUGGUACUUUCACUAGAUGUGGAAAAAGUCUAUGAACAAGUUAAAUGGAAGUUUAUGAAGGGACUAGGUCUAGAAAGUAAAAGAAAAAAAUGGACUGAAAUCUUAUACCAAUCUAUAAAAGCUAAAGAAAGAGUCAGUAAUAAAUAUUCAGAGCCUCUCUCAUUUCGUAGAAGCCUAUGGCAAAGUUGUCCACUAUUCCCCACCUUGUUUAUAUUAACCAAGAAACCAUUUGCACAGAAAAUUAGAAAAAUUCAACAAAUACAGGAUUUAAAUGCAAAGAAGUCAAUCCAUAAUAUAGCGUUCUUUGUGGAUGAAGUCCUAUUCAUGACUGCAGAAUCCCUCAAAAGAAUGACAUUUAGGGAGGUCAUAGGUUUUAAAA
Messenger RNA from Malaclemys terrapin pileata, 3309 nucleotides. It is a transcript of the gene NRG4, whose product is annotated as neuregulin 4. Gene Ontology annotation, molecular function: chemorepellent activity. Gene Ontology annotation, biological process: intracellular signal transduction; nervous system development; animal organ development. NCBI's taxonomy places the organism in Eukaryota, Metazoa, Chordata, Testudines, Emydidae. The coding region runs from base 445 to 825 and encodes 126 amino acids. The record is from RefSeq and is a predicted model, not a curated record. The transcript has 10 exons.